Paramuricea clavata is the source of this 795-nucleotide messenger RNA. The record is from the annotation of a GenBank genome assembly. Lineage: Eukaryota; Metazoa; Cnidaria; Anthozoa; Malacalcyonacea; Plexauridae.
AUGGAAGAAUACAACGCUUACUUCAAUUCCAACUCCAUGAACCAAUUCGCGAUCAAAGAACAACAAAGUUACCUGAAGGUACUACUCGACGACAAUCUAAAGACGAGGCUCUCAUGCAAGAUAACGGAUAGCACUGAAAUUUACGGCGAAAACGGAUGCAUCGAGUUGUUAAAACAAGAUUUUGAUCGAAGAUAUCCGAUAAUGACGCGAAGAAUGGAUUACUUCCAGCGGAAGCAGCACGACGGGGAAAGCUUCACAGAUUAUCUAGCGAAGCUCAAAGAACUAGGAAAACUCGCAGAUCUUGAGAAACUCAAAAUGGAGGAUCUAACAGUGUACACAUCGAUGUGCGGCACAAACAACAAAGAAUUGCUUGAUGAUAUGUUGAAAUUGGAGGACCCGACCAUCGAGAAGAUAGAGCAAGUCGCAAACAUCUUCGAGGGCAAAUCAAAUACGAAGAAAAAGCUAUACUGCGAUGUUACAGCCUCAGUCACAAAGACGGAAGACGGAAGACCCAGCUACCCAAGAACAAAUCGUCCCUUUCAACGAUCAAAUCCAACGAACGGCCAAAGAACAACGAAUAGCAAGUGCAAAAGAUGCAAUGAAACAGAUCAUCAACACUACCAAUGCUCCUGGAAACCAAAUGUCGAAUGCCACGGAUGCGGCAGAAGAGGUCACAUUAAGCCAGCCUGUCCAAAAGGAGAUCAGAAGCGAAGAAGCGAUCGUCCAACGAAGCCAGUGAGAGCUGUCGAGGAGAAAUCUACCAGCAGCUCUUCCAUUUCUUCAUCAACCGAUUGA